GCCCCGCGUGCUGCCGCUCCAGUCUCCGGGCGCUGCUUCUCGCCGUUGCGCUCGCCGCGACCCUUGCGGUAUGUGGCUGCCUUUGGCAGGGAGCACAUGAAGGAUUUCAUUGAGUGUGAAGACAGAGAGCAGAGACAGAAAGCAGAAGGAGGCGGCCGCUGCCUUUGUAGUCGGGGAGGAAUGCGGAAAUGUUGAAGCACUAUGUCAAAGUUUUUUGAAACGGGGUCAAGUCACAUUCAGCCAGCGUGGGAAACCAAGGGGGAGAAAAAAGUUGAGGCGAGGUGGGGGGAAGCUCUGUUGCUCCUACUGCUGCUCCCAGACUGAGCACAGGAGCCGGGAAGGAGAGAGAGCGAGGAAGAGAGACGGAGAGGAACGGGCUUUUCUGAAAAGCGGCAGCGGCAGGAAAGAGUCGCCACAGGCAGGCAGUGAGGAGAGCUGGUGCGAGAGCCCCGCACUCAGGGGAGACUGAUCGCUGCACGCCUUUGAUCAGCCCCGGAAUAGUUAGCACAAGCUCCUUUUUUUUUUUUUUUUUGGUGCUUCCCCAGAGGGAGGGGAGAAGCUGGGUGGGGGUGUUGAGAUUCUUCUCUCUGCAUGAAGGUACAGCCUGCCCUACCGCUUGCAGAAAGAUGCGAACUCAGGGCAGGAGCACAGCCCUACAGGAGCCGCUGCGACUACCUGUGUGGCCCCAGCGGCUGCUGAGACCUGCUGGAACCUCAGCCAUCACCAUGUGAACGCUCCGGAUCCGGUUCGGUUCUGCUCUCCGGCUCAUCGCUGUGAUGAGCAGUUAAAUAUUAUAUAUCUAUAUAUUUGUUUCGCGUUCUCUCGCUCCCUUUUUCCUCCCUGUUUUCAAUUUUUUAACCCCUGCGCUCCUGGAGACCACUUAAGUGGGAGUUUUCUCUGAAGAUCGAAGCAGCUGCAGAGCAAGACCAGAUCUAAUUAGCUUUAUACAAACAAUGAUCCCAAAGACUAUGAGAUAAUUGCCACUGGCCAAGCAAGAAGGCUCACGGGGGGCAUUACAGCCAUUCUGGAAGGGUGAGAGAAACUGUCCUGCCUGCUGGUCCAUCUGUAAAAGACCUGGACAGUCUGUUCCAGUAGCAGCAAAGUGCUGAUUUGCAAGCUGAGAACCAGGAUAACAGCUACAGCACCUGCAACACCGCAGAACGAACUGGGGAAGAAGGAAAGCAGUGCCGUCAUGGAUAAAGACAGCAUGACCUUAGCUGAUCAACAAUAUGAAUGCGUAGCUGAGAUUGGUGAAGGAGCCUACGGGAAGGUAUUCAAGGCCCGGGACUUGAAGAAUGGAGGGCGCUUUGUAGCACUGAAGAGAGUGCGGGUACAGACAAGUGAGGAGGGAAUGCCACUUUCCACCAUCCGUGAGGUGGCUGUAUUGAAGCACCUGGAAACAUUUGAGCAUCCCAACGUUGUCAGGUUGUUCGAUGUAUGCACAGUGUCCCGAACAGACCGUGAGACGAAACUAACACUAGUGUUUGAACAUGUUGAUCAAGACUUGACCACUUAUUUGAAUAAAGUUCCAGAGCCUGGCGUGCCUAGCGAAACUAUAAAGGAUAUGACAUUUCAGCUGCUACGUGGGCUUGAUUUUCUGCAUUCACACAGAGUGGUCCACCGUGAUCUGAAACCACAGAACAUUCUAGUAACCAGCAAUGGACAGAUAAAAUUAGCUGAUUUUGGGCUUGCACGUAUCUACAGUUUUCAAAUGGCUCUUACUUCCGUGGUUGUCACUUUAUGGUACAGAGCUCCUGAAGUUUUGCUUCAAUCUAGUUAUGCAACCCCGGUUGAUCUUUGGAGUGUUGGCUGCAUAUUUGCAGAAAUGUUCCGCCGAAAGCCACUUUUUCGUGGAAACUCAGAUGUUGAUCAGCUAGGAAAAAUCUUUGAUGUAAUUGGGCUUCCUGAAGAAGAAGAAGAUUGGCCCAGUGACGUUGCCCUCCCAAGGAAUGCUUUCACUUCUAGAGCCCCGCAGCCCAUUGAAGCUUUUGUCGCGGAUAUUGAUGAACUAGGCAAAGACUUGCUACUUAAAUGCUUAGCAUUCAAUCCCGCCAAGAGAAUAUCGGCUUAUGAUGCCUUAUCUCACCCUUAUUUUAAUGAUCUGGAGAAAUGCAAGGAGAAUACAGACUCGGAUAUGUCAUCCAGUCAAAAUUCCACUGAGAUGAAUACACCAUAAGUCUGCUUCAGGCACAAAUGAGCAAAAUAUAUAGCUGAUAAGGUUGCCAUCGAAGGUAAAACAAAAACAUAGUUGUUCAACUGAAGAUGAUUCCCUGGAAGCUUUACACGGGGUCUUUGUGCUGCUUCAGGAUGACGUUCUGCUUCUCCAAGGAAAAGAACCUAGUUACCUUCAUCAAAGCAAUGCAAGAGGCAAGACUUCAAUGACUCUCACCAUGGCUUGAUGUUUCUUUAGUUAACUAUCUGGAGAUCUCCAGGUGAAGAGAAGCUGCUGACCAGUUUUGCUGCCAUUUUCUUCUUCUAACACUGAAUGAUGCCAGCAUACAUUAGAAGCAAUCUAGUCUCACUACCAAAACAUGACUUAAUUUCCAGUCCUAGGUGCUGACACCUGAUUUGGUGCCUCUGUGGAGUUACGGUGAUAGUUUGCUUGCUUGUUUGUUUCAAAUCAUGACCGGAAAGUGAUUUCUUAAAGCAAUAUUUAAAUGAAUGUCAUUGAAAUGUUGAACCUCUAUAGCUUACAGAUAUAGGAGCUAGUCACACGACCUACCAGGCAGGCGGGGGGAAGGCUGCGCAAACCCAACCUUCCCCCCACCCGCACAGUCAGUAAAUGUGCGCUGGAAGCACAGACCACGCUCCCAGACGAUCAAGCUCCAGAGGGCCAGGACAAUGCAUCCCGGCCUCCAGGAAUCCCACAAUACACCACACGCUGAGCACAGUGUAUUGGGGGAUUCCCCCAGGAGACAGGUGCUCUAGGCACCCAUCUCCGUGUCUCCUUGGGCUGCGUGCAGCUUGAGGAGACACACGAUCCCAGAGCCUGGGUUAAGGGUGUGCUCACUCCCUCAACCCCAGCGAAAAGUCAGGUUAAAAAGCUGGGCGAGGUGGUGCUGCCCCACCGGGAUCGGGCCCAGUCCUAGAGGUUGGCAUGCAGCCUAACCCAGGCUGGGCUUCCCUAGCCUGGGUUAGGCUGUGUGUGAGAACAGCCUCAUGGCUUGAUCUUUACAAAUGUGUACAAAAACAUAUGGCUGUUAUAUUCAUGCAGUUAUGUCCUUCCCUGAUACAGAACAUGAGAUAGCGCUCCCUCCCUCCCCCCACCUUUUAUUUGCUCUUCAUAAUAGCCUAUGUCUCUGACACAAGGGGGAUUAUUAACAAGAUUAUGUACAUGUGGUAAAGGAAAAAGUUGGGGUUUAAAAAAGUAAAUGUGUAGGGAUCACUCCCUUAGUCUGCUGAGGUUAAUGUCAACCAUUGCACACUGUAUCAUCUCUGUUCUUCUCUCAUAUGCUGUUAUGCACCGUUGACAAUUAGAUAUAUGCUGAGCAGCUCAAAGGAGUAAAUAUAAUACAAACCAAGUGUUCCUUUUAUAUUGUUUCCUUACAUUUUUCUAUAGAAGGGGAGGAAAAUGGGAGACAGUGGUUUUUCUUCAUUUGGAGAAAAAUGAGAUUAAGGAAGCAAUUUGUUACGGCAUCAUUGCUGCCAUGCACAUGGCAUGCCACGGGCAGCCAACCUGAGGCUCUUCAGCUAUUGUUGCUCCCAUUAUCUCCAGCUGCAGUACAUUGCAGCUGGGGGUAAUGGGAGUUGUAGUCCCAGCAACGGCUGAAGAGCCAAAGGUUGGCCAUCCCUGCUGUAUGCCAUGAGGUGCACAACUCUUAUUGCUACCACAAAGCAGCCCAGAAUCCUUGACAUUUCAUGUAAUUUAGCAGAUUUUAUUUUUCUAUAUAGUAUUGUGUGAGGAGUCCUUCUGCAUCCUCACUUAGAUUUAUCUAUGCUUACUCUUUCUAACUUGCUGUAACUUAAAGCCAGCUUUAAUAAAUAAUUCACCUAGCUGCCUUAGCACAAUUAUUUUAAAUAUUACAUUAAAUUUUGUAUAUAUUUUAGUUAAAGGUUAAAAAAAUAGAAUUUUUAAAAGAAGUUUUAUUUUUGUAGUAUGGUUUGAUGAAAUAUUUUUAAUCCACAAAAUAAAGAUGUGCACCUGA
Molecule: messenger RNA, 4145 nt
Organism: Hemicordylus capensis (graceful crag lizard)
Lineage: Eukaryota; Metazoa; Chordata; Lepidosauria; Squamata; Cordylidae
Gene: CDK6
Product: cyclin dependent kinase 6
Exons: 8
Coding region: 1193-2176 (327 amino acids)
Biological process (GO): protein phosphorylation; G1/S transition of mitotic cell cycle; signal transduction
Cellular component (GO): cyclin-dependent protein kinase holoenzyme complex; nucleus; cytoplasm
Molecular function (GO): cyclin binding; ATP binding; cyclin-dependent protein serine/threonine kinase activity
Source: RefSeq, a predicted model, not a curated record